AUGGGUGUUCCCAAGUUCUUCCGCUGGGCGGCGGAGCGCUUCCCCUCCAUCAUCACCCCCUUUAAGGACUCGCCACCGCCGGUGGACAACCUCUACCUCGAUAUCAAUGGUAUCAUCCACAACUGCACGCACCCGAACGAUGUCGACGCGACGCGGCGCAGUCCGACAGAGAAGGAGAUGAUUCAGGCGAUGUUCGUCUAUCUGGAGAAGCUCUUCAACGCCAUCCAGCCGCGCAAGUACUUCCUGCUUGCUGUCGAUGGUGUCGCGCCGCGCGCGAAAAUGAAUCAGCAGCGCCAGCGCCGCUACCGCGCCGGUUACGAGAUGAUGAUCGCGCGUGAGGAGGCGCUCGCGAUGGGCGAGGAGGUGCCGGAGGAGAAGGACGUGUUCGACAGCAACUGCAUCACCCCCGGCACCCCGUUCAUGGUGCGCGUGAGCAAGGAGUUUCAGUACUUCAUCACCAUGAAGCUGUCCACCGAUCCGGCGUGGCAGGGGUGUCAGAUCAUCUUCUCCGGCCACGACUGCCCCGGCGAGGGUGAGCACAAGAUCGUCGAUUUUAUUCGCCGGCGCAAGAUGCAGCCGAACUACGACCCCAACGAGACCCACUGCAUGUACGGCCUCGACGCCGAUCUCGUCAUGCUGGCGCUCGCCACGCACGAGCCGCACUUUGUACUGCUGCGCGAGGUGGUUGCGUUCGGCCCCGGCUCUCGCAAGGAGCGGGAGCGGCAAGAGGAGGAUGAGGCGAAGGGCCUCGUGAAGGACAAGGCGUACCACAAGGCAGACGAGUUUGUGCUGCUGCACAUCAACGUCUUCCGCGACUACCUGCAGCUGGAGGUGAAGAGCUACCUGGCGAAGGCGAAGAGCAGCGUGAGUGUCGACUUUGAGCGAGUGAUCGACGACUUCGUCUUCAUGUGCUUCUUUAUCGGCAACGACUUCCUGCCGACGCUGCCGACCAUCGGCAUUAACGAUGGCAGUAUACCGGCGCUCCUGCGCAUCUACGUGGACAACAUGCUCAGCAAGAACAAGUACCUGACGCACAAAGGCGAGAUCGACUGGCGCAGCGCCGAGGUGUGGUUGAACGAGGUCGGCAAGCUCGAGUUUGAGACGCUGCGCCGACGUCAGCAGGAGGAGGCGGAGUUCCAGAAGAACCGCGCUCGCCGCGACCCUACCCACGAGGUGGACACCACCUCCGUAAUACCUAUCACAUCGAUCCUGGAGUUCAAGCAGCGCUACUACGGCGAGAAGCACGGCUUCGCUGGCGGCUGGGACGCGAGCAGCGAAGACAUGCGCCGACUGCGGGAGCACUACGUGGAGGGGCUCAUGUGGGUCAUGCAUUACUACUAUCAAGGCGUGCCUUCAUGGAAGUGGUUCUUUCCGCACUACUACGCACCCAUGGCGAGCGACAUGGUGAACCUCCCCGCUAUUGCCGCCAACGUCUCGUUCGAACUCGGCAAGCCCUUCCAGCCGCACCAGCAGCUGCUGGCCGUGCUGCCGCCCAUGUCAUACCUGUCCAUGCCGAAGGCCUACUGGCCCCUUCUGCGCAGCCCGAGUAGCCCGCUCGCCAAGUACCUGCCCGAGCACAUCGUUAUUGACCGCGAGGGCGCGCGCGCGCCGUGGGAGGGGAUUGUGCUGAUCCCCUUCAUCGACGAGCGCACGCUGCUCGCCGCCUACGAGUCGGUGCAGAAGAACGUCAGCCCCGAGGACGCCGCGAACAACGUGAAUGGCCCCCCGCUGCGGUUCUGCUACGACGGCAAGAUGCCGCUGUACGACCUGGAGGAUGAGAUGUUCGGCUCUCUCCGGAACGUCCUCGUGAGGCGCGAGACGUACGCGUUCCCUCACAUCGACAAGUUCAUUCCGCAGCUGUGCUCUGGCGUGCGCGUUGGCACGCGGCAGCUGGAGGGUUUCAGCACCCUCCAGUCGAAGCGUGACCUAAUCCAGCCGGUCUUCGAGGCUGGGGUCGUGUCGAUCUUUGGUCGUCCCACCAAGAACGACAGUCUCAUCCUGCAGAUGCGCGACUUCUUCAAGGCCAAGUCGGUCGACCAGGUGGCGACUCUCGUCGGCAAGGAGGUGCUCGUCGGCUUCCCGCACUACAAGCGUGCCCGCAUCGCCUCCCUCAAGGAUGCGCACAAGUCCAUCACUGCUUCGUACAGCAAGGAGGGCACCUUCAGCGGCACCGAGGAGCACAAGAACAACCGCGACGAGUCGGCUGCCUUCGUGAAGGAGGCGGACACGCACGCGCGCUUCAUGAAGUCGCAGCUGGGCCUCGCUGUGGAGCAGGUCGACGUUCUCGUGUACGUGCACCGCUUCAACGGAAUGCAGGUGACGCGCAAGGGGCACAUUGAGCGACACUUCGCCACCACCUGGACGUGCUACCCAAUCCAGCUAAUCUGCACCUUGGAUAGCAUAGACAUGCAGGAGGACAGCCGUUGCAUCGAGCGCGACCGAAGCGAAGGCGACAGUGCCUUUGGUGCCCGCUGCGUCUACAUCGGUCCGCAGCCCAAGUCGAAGAAGUCGCAGAUGGACGUGUACGGCAGCUGUGGCACGGUCGUGACGGCUGGCCAGCACGACACGACGACGCAGCAGGGCGAUCAGAUGACGGUUCGCCUCAAGGUGUUUCAGGAGCCGCUGCGGCUGCCGGCGGAGCUGCUGCAGUUUGCCGCGCAGCGGAACUGGACGGCGCUACCGCAGGUGGCGAUCAGUCUCGACAUUUUACCGCACACUCUGACGAGCAUCUGCAGUUCCAUCGUCACGUCGCCGCAGUUCGGCUCUCGCGAGCUGGGGCUGUGUCUAAAGUUCACCGGGCGGUGCAUCGCCAAGGUCGGGUACGCGAAGCUAGUCCAGCACAGUCUGAACCCGUGGUACGUUGGAAACAAGGACAUCUUCGCCCGCAUGGAAAAGGAUACGGAGGAUAUUGGCUACCACUUGGAGAUGGGCGAGAAGGGCGACUUCGCGGGCAAUUCGAGCAGCAACCGUGGGGGCAGCGGUACGUGGUACUUCUCCCGCGACGCGCAGGAGCUGAUCUGCGACUACGUGAAGCGGUUCCGCCCACUCAUCCAGUACAUCGAGGCGGGCGGCGUAAACUCGAACAGCGUUGAGCCGCAGCAGUUCCUGACGGGCAAGUGGCGCGACAGGGAUGUCGACGACGUGCUAACGGAGAUCGAGACAUUCUUAAUCGAGUCGGGGCUGCGCGAAACGCCGAUGAUCACGGCCACGGAGGAGGCCUUUCCGCAGCAGCUUCUCGAGCAGCUCGAGGCGUCGCUGCAGCAGCAGCAGAACCGCAGCUUCAAGGAGCUCUCGCUGCGGCAGGUAAGCCGCAACCAGCUCUACUUUCCUGUCACGCGCAGCAGCUGCGGCCACCUCGUGCCGCUGCCACUGCCGCAGGAGCAGACUUUCUACCUGGGCUCGCGGGUCGCGAACUGCCGCGCCACGGGCAUCGUUCCCUUCGGCACGCAAGGCACGAUCGUGCGCUUGCUGGCCAGCGGCAGGGAAGCAGAGGUCGUGUACGAUACCCCCUUCACGGGAGGCACGCGACUCGAUGGCCGCCUCAAGGACACUCGCGCCGCCAUUACGAAGCUGUCGGCGCUGCUAGUGCUCAAGUCGACGGAUGUGCAGCAGCCACAGCCGCAGCCACAGACACAGUCGGACAUGAGGGCCGCUGCGACCGCCGCCACGAACGGGUCGGCCAAGCUGCGGGAGCUGGAGUUCCUCCUGCAGGCGAACGGCAUUCACGUAGACCCCUCGGGCAAGUCCACGGUGUCGCCGCCAUCGCUGCCUGCAGCGUUUCAGAGCCCCACGAUUGCGGCGGCUCGCACUGCCCCGGCCGACUCUGGUGCGAGCCAUAGCAGCACCGCUGGCGCCGGUACAAGCGUUGUGCCGCGGCCGCGCAGUGCCGUUGCGACGGAGCAGACAUCGGCACCAGCGACACUAGGCAAGCGCUCCACCCCUGCCUCCGCCACCGCCCACUUGUCCUCCACCUCUUCGGUAACGCCAAUCACCAGAGAGACCCACGGCAGUCCCGCGAGCCUCAAAAUCACGGCUGCCCCAGGGAGCAGCGGGAUCAGCCUGCAAGACUUGGCCAAACACUUGCCGGCCUCCACAUCCCAGCGCUCACCCGCCACUGUCGCCUCGCCGGCUAGUCACGCUCCACCGUCGGCUGCAGUUGCGGCAACAACGACAGCGGCGCCCAGCGGCAUCACCAUCCCGGCCCCCAAGUCUGUGCAGCAGCACCAGCACCCGGUGCAUCCCGCCUUGCCAAGCCAAAGCAACGAGUCGGACGAGACUGCCUCCGACUCGAACACGCGCCGCAAGUCGCGCGACCUGCACGUCAUCCCGGACGACUUCGUCAGUGGACGGUUCAAGAUCAAGUACACGAACACAGGCUCGUUGUUCCGCAGCUGGCUGGACACCUUCACGGCGGAGGCGGUGCGCAAGACCCUCGCCGAGCUGGAGGCAGAGGGGAAUGCGAAUCCCGUGUGA
Molecule: messenger RNA, 4473 nt
Organism: Leishmania major strain Friedlin
Lineage: Eukaryota; Euglenozoa; Kinetoplastea; Trypanosomatida; Trypanosomatidae
Product: putative 5'-3' exonuclease
Exons: 1
Coding region: 1-4473 (1490 amino acids)
Biological process (GO): nuclear-transcribed mRNA catabolic process
Cellular component (GO): nucleus
Molecular function (GO): RNA binding; 5'-3' RNA exonuclease activity
Source: RefSeq, a predicted model, not a curated record